AUGUCGCCCAACGAGGAAACUCUUACUGCACCCAAAUCCUUACGUAAAGUGCAUCGCAAAUCCCGCAAGGGCUGUGCGAAUUGCAAGGCUCGUAGGGUCAAGUGUGACGAGUUGAAGCCACAAUGUAGCAAUUGCACAAGACGGGAUCUUCGCUGCAGCUUCUUGCCUUUGCUCUCUAGCCCAGACUCGCAACAUCUCAUUACCGCAGGCUCACCAGGCCGACCAGAAGUACCGUCACCACGGCCGCCACACGAUCCCGCGGAAUCGCUUUGUGAACAUCCAUUAGAAGGAUUGGACAUUGAAGAUUUUUCAUUACUCCACCACUACACCAUUUCGACAUCACAUACUCUGGCCACUGUCCCCGGACUUCAAACUUUCAUGAGAGUUGAUCUCCCGCAAAUUGCAUUUUCCGACAGGUUCCUACUGCACGGUGUCCUUGCCGUUGCCGCGCUGCAUCUAUCUCGGUUCAAAAAAGAUGCUUCGGAGAUCAAUUACUACACGACCAAGGCCAUGCAUCACUAUGGCAUUGCACUACGCAAAACGGCCCUGCUCAUGGCACAGGGCGAUACCCGGAGUGGUCCGGCUCUUUACUUGUUUUCGAUGCUAUGCUUCUCCUAUACCUUGGGCUCCGGGCCAAGACCAGGCGAUUUCCUCCUCUUUGGAGAACAUGGAAUAUCCGAUUGGUUGGUACAGCUCCGUGGCAUGAGAUCAUUGCUCGAAGUCCAUCCUGAGAUUCUCCACGGUGACACUUUGUCACCUUUGUUCAAAGUUGCUAUUCGCAGCGUGGCUCAUUCUAGCUCUGGGACUGACCAUCUCCCCGAGCUGCGUAAGCAGAUUCUAGCAGUUGACCCACCCGAUGCAGAGCUCACGGCUUMCUUGGCUGCCUUGGAUCAGCUUUCCGAACGCUUCGACGCCAUCAUGACAUCUAGCUCUCAGAUCUUCCCGCAGCAGGUCUUUGUUUGGAUCUAUCAGCUCGAAGACAGUUUCGUGGGUCUUUUACAAGAAGGAAAACCGAUUGCGCUUGUCAUUCUUUCUCAUWUCUGCAUUCUGCUCAACCGUCUUUCAUCCUUUUGGUGGACACGGGGUUGGAUGGAACAUUUGCUGUCAGAGAUUCAUGGCUCCCUCAACCAGGAGUAUCGAACUUGGAUGCGGCGACCGAUGGAGGAAACCGGUUGGAUUCCGGGCUGA
Messenger RNA from Ramularia collo-cygni, 1188 nucleotides. RefSeq names its product related to regulatory protein involved in control of sterol uptake. The coding region runs from base 1 to 1188 and encodes 395 amino acids. Gene Ontology annotation, molecular function: DNA-binding transcription activator activity, RNA polymerase II-specific; zinc ion binding. Gene Ontology annotation, biological process: regulation of transcription by RNA polymerase II. NCBI's taxonomy places the organism in Eukaryota, Fungi, Ascomycota, Dothideomycetes, Mycosphaerellales, Mycosphaerellaceae. The record is from RefSeq and is a predicted model, not a curated record. The transcript has 2 exons.